UAUCUAAGAUUACCUAAUGGAAAUAGUGAAGUUAAACCAAAUUUUGACUUGGUCAAAUUCUGAGCUUCAUUUUCCUAGUUAAUAUUUUCAACAUUUUUUCCAGUUGUAGCUUAAUCAUAACAUACAAUUUUCUAUAGACAUAAAAAUAUUACAAUGAGAAUAGCUUUACUUAUAGCUUUAGUAGUUUGUGCAUUUGCACAAGCUAAAUGUAAUGUAGGAGAGUUAUAUACUCUACAUUCCCCAGAAGCUGUACGAUUGGUUAAAGAUGUGUCUCUAAGAGUUAGUCAGCUACCUGACAUAUUCUCUUCUAUUUUUGGUUUUACAAUUUUCAAUGAAAAAGAAACAUGGGACAGUUUACUAGUAUCUGAUCUAUUUGGAUUUCCAGAAGCUAUUGUUAAUAUAGUUAUACCAGGUGUAAAAAAUGCAGAUCUAUCCAUUUCAGAAGAAGAUCAACAUUAUUUGAUAAAUGAUGAACCUAUUGAUGAAAUAUUUUAUGCCUUAGAAGCAAAUAUUAGAAAAAGAUAUCCAACUCAAGAAACAACUAUUAUGCAGAUUGUAUUAAGUGACGAACCAGUUGUUAAAGGAACAGAUCUUUUCAAACCAAUUAACAAUAUAAAUGAUGAAUCAAAAAUUGUUACUGAACAUCUAAAUUUACUAAUAGAACAAGAUUCAAAAUUUUUAGCUGAAAUUUACCAAUUAAAUGCUUUAGCGAAAACUAUUAAAACCAAAGUAUUUGCUAAUGGAGUACCUGAUUUGUACUGGAUUACUGCACCAAAUCUUCAAAAUAUUAUUAACUUCUAUGGUUCAAAUUCAUAUGAAGCUGGUGAAGCCAAAAAAAUUUUAUCAGAUGCUCUUAACCGUUUAAGCCAAUCAUUCAGUGAAGCAUAUAAAAAUAAGGUAUUGGUUACUGCUACUACAACAAAUUCCAAUAAGAUUAAUAGAUCAAAACGUCAGGCUAAUAAUGAAAAGCUGUUAAACAUUGCAUCAACGCCAUCUAGUGAUUACCCUGUUAUAUUUAAUCUCUUAUUAUGGUUUACUGUUAUAUUCGUGUUCUCUUUAUUGGCAAUAUCAUUAAGCAUUGCUGAUAUGGAUCCUGGACGUGAUUCAAUAAUAUAUCGUAUGACCAGCAAUAGAAUGAAAAAAGAAAACUAAGUAUCACAAAAUUAUAAAUUAUAAGUGUUAUGUAUAAUUAGCAUAAUUAUACAUUAUGAACUACAUUUGAACUAGCAUUCCAUCAUCUAAUUGUACAUUUAUUUAUGUUAGAAUUUACUAUCAUUUGUCCAUCAAUAUAAUUUACUUAGACUACAAAUGUGUUUUUAGUUGUAUUUAUUUAAUAUAAAAAGUUGUUAGAU
Messenger RNA from Daktulosphaira vitifoliae (grape phylloxera), 1352 nucleotides. It is a transcript of the gene ATP6AP2, whose product is annotated as ATPase H(+)-transporting accessory protein 2. Gene Ontology annotation, molecular function: signaling receptor activity. The record is from RefSeq and is a predicted model, not a curated record. Gene Ontology annotation, biological process: positive regulation of Wnt signaling pathway. The transcript is spliced from 8 exons. Gene Ontology annotation, cellular component: external side of plasma membrane; membrane. Lineage: Eukaryota; Metazoa; Arthropoda; Insecta; Hemiptera; Phylloxeridae. The coding region runs from base 154 to 1152 and encodes 332 amino acids.